AUGAAAGUACUUUUGCUGGGAGUUACGGGAAACGUUGGAUCUCGGAUGCUUCCCGCUCUCCUUGCUCGAAACCACCAAGUCGUUGCGUACGUCCGGACACCUUCCAAGAUCCCUUCUGAAGCAAAGUCCAAAAUCGAUUCUAUUGUCACCGGUUCGGCUACCGACAGCGAAGCCAUCAAAGCUGCAAUCACCUCUCACAGCUGUGACGCAAUCGUCAAUGCAGCCGGUGUGGCUCCUAUGACUAGGUUCCAUUCCCAAGGAGAUUUCUCGACCAUUUUUGCAGCUGUCGUAAAGGCGGCUGCUCUAGAAGCUGGACGUGAACGUGGAGGGGCGCCUAUCCGAUGUUGGCUCAUGAGUGGCUUUGGCAUACUAGAUAGUCCCAAGAAACCGUAUAUGAUGGCCGACUAGUAAGCAUCCCUGACUCUUGCUGUAGAUUUAUUGGCAUCUGAUACAAUUCUCCUCAGCAUACCGAUGUUCCCAGCACACAAGCCGAAUUAUAUGUUGAUCAAAUCACACCCCGUUGAAGAGCUGGCCUGGUCACUCUUCUGCGCUACCCAGAUGUUUCCUAGAUACGACACGCCCCGAUAUCCUGCUGAUACAGACGCGGCCAGUAAUCUUGUAGCGAAAUCUGACGCCCCACCGGCUUGGACUGAGAGAUUCCGAUGCGUGCCGCUGAUUGGAAAUUAUUUGAAUGUUAUGGCGCAGUCACAGAGCUGUUUUUCUGUGCUGGAGAAUUGUGUGGAUUUUAUGGCUGCGGAUUUGGAGAUGGGACUUCGAAGCGAGUGGGUUGGGAAAAGGGUGGGUGUUAUGGAGAAGAGUAAGGUUAAAGCCGUGUAG
Molecule: messenger RNA, 837 nt
Organism: Hymenoscyphus albidus
Lineage: Eukaryota; Fungi; Ascomycota; Leotiomycetes; Helotiales; Helotiaceae
Source: the annotation of a GenBank genome assembly